This is a messenger RNA of Mucor mucedo, 1635 nucleotides long. RefSeq names its product P-loop containing nucleoside triphosphate hydrolase protein. The transcript is spliced from 3 exons. Gene Ontology annotation, molecular function: ATP hydrolysis activity; ATP binding. The coding region runs from base 1 to 1635 and encodes 544 amino acids. NCBI's taxonomy places the organism in Eukaryota, Fungi, Mucoromycota, Mucoromycetes, Mucorales, Mucoraceae. The record is from RefSeq and is a predicted model, not a curated record.
AUGCCUUCCGUACAACUCACAAGAGGUUUGCCAUCUGGACGGUUAAACACAUUUGUCGAUCGUCUUUUAUGUUUACUGGAAAAGGUGUCUGAUGAAGCAUUCUGGAACAGCCUUUUUGGAGAUCGAGUUUUAAACUUGUUAAAACGAUACUUUGGUAGCGAUGUUGUCUUUUUAGGUUUUAUUGUUUAUCUUGCACCUAUUCUUGGGUAUCAAUUACAUUCCCUGUUUUAUUACAUCACCACGCAGAUAAGAGAAAGAAUGUAUGUAUCGAUUCAUAUAGGUAAAGAAGAAAGUGGAUAUGACGCGAUUCAACAGUUCGUCGCUGGUAAAACUGCACAAGUCAAGAGUCUACGUGUGGUCGAAGGUCGUUGUGUAUCUGAAGAUAGCGAUGAUAAUUAUGAUUUACAAGGUCCUAGUCCACCUCCCAAACUCCAAUUAUUUCCUUUGGAUGAGACAGAGCACAAGAUCCAGUAUAAGGAGCACACGCUUUGGGUCACCAAGAAAAAGAAUGGCAGUGUUAACAAGUCCAGUGAGAACUAUUACAGCAACAAUAUCAAGGAUUUAUUGGGCAUGAUGAACACCAACCCCUGUAUUGAGAUUACAAUGCUUGGUCAAGACUUGGGAUUAUUAAAGAGCUAUAUUCAAGAAUGGAUCGAUUUACAUUUCGAAAAGGAGAGUGGAAAACUAACCAUUUACAAGUGUAUGCCUUCACGAUAUGAAGGGAUGGAUUGGCGUACAGUGGGAUCGAAAGAGUUAAGAUCGUUUAACAGUGUGAUUCUCAAGGACGGUCAAAAGGAAGGUAUCCUGAAGGACAUUCAGACAUUCCGUCGUCGUCAGCAUUGGUAUUCAAUCCGUGGUAUUCCUUACCGUCGUGGCUACUUGUUAUAUGGACCUCCCGGUACAGGCAAGACUUCUUUGGUUCAGUCAGUUGCUAGCAAGGUCAAUAUGAAUGUAGCUAUUCUUAGUUUAUCCGGCUCGAUGAAUGAUGAAAAGUUUAAUCUGCUGUUGCAGGAGGUGCCUCGUAACAGUAUUUUGGUGAUGGAAGAUAUUGAUCAUUGCGUUAUCAACGAUCCCAACUCGGAGAACGAUACGAGCAGUGGCAAAAUUACAAUGAGCGGCCUGUUAAAUGCUUUAGAUGGAGUGAUUGCCCAAGAAGGGUCGAUGGUGUUUAUGACCUGUAACGAUGUGAGUCGAAUCCAGCCUGCUUUGCUUCGUCCUGGUCGUAUCGAUGUGAAAUUAGAAUUGGGAUAUGCCAACAAGGUGCAGAUCAACAAGAUGUUCUGGAGAUUUAUGGGCAAAGAUGAUAUUGAACAGGAUGUGCAGAUGGAGAGAAAGAAUACGGAUGAGUUGGAUGCAUUAGCGCAGCAAUUUACUGACCUGAUUCCUGACUUGUAUGUGACACCAGCUGAACUUCAAAACUUCUUUAUUGUCAACUUGAUUGAUCACGAGGAUGAAAGCAAAGGACAACAAGACUUCACGCAUUUGUUGGAUCAUGUACCUGCAUUUUUAGAGACGGUAAAACGUGAUCGUGAUCAAGCUUUAGAGCAUAAGUCUAAAUCCGCAACAAAGACCCCUGAUGUACAAGCUCCUAAAGAUACCAGUACUUUGGUUGAUGAAACGUCAAAGAACAUAUAA